GCCGCAGCAGGGGUGGGUGGAGGAUGUAGGCAUGCGUGAGUACGAACGUUUGGUCAACCCCUUCGUGGCUUUAUGAAAGGCGAAAUCCUUCCAUGAGCGGAGCAGCUGUUUAAAACCCCGUUUGUUGCAGACGAGUAGCUCGCCUCGGAAGAACCGGGCUAGAACACGGUCUUGUCUCUUCACCGCAGUCAGUUCGGCUUGGGUUAUCCUCCAGCUUCAAGUGUAACGUUAGGCUAUCUGUAUCCCCCCUUCCUCGUGUGCGCACACCGCUUCAAAACACAAACCACGGGGACGAGCCAACGGACGUAACGUUAGCCGAGAAGGGAAGUGGAUCCGUCUUCUCUUUCAUCAGACAGAUGCUCCCAGCCGCACAGCUUGACAGGAGUGAUGGGAUGUGUCAACUAGCAGACGAGGCAGCCCUAGAUGAUGUAAGCGGACUGAAGGAUUCAUCUGCAGUGUUCACGUUGGAGCGAGGCAGAGGUGGAACAGAGGAGGAGGAGGAAGACACAAGAAUGGGUGUGGGGAAGAAUACUACCUCCAAGUCAAUGGACAGCAGCAGUGAAGGUGGAAAAUUUGAAGAGGAGAUCAAGCAUGGCGAAGAUUUCUACCCUAUUCCGGUGGUGGUAAACGGCUUGGGCGGUGCCAGUGGAGACCAGGAUACUGAAAACACAGAGCUGAUGGCCAUCUACACUAAAGAUAAUCAUGGAGCAGAAAAGAGCUCAAUGUCUGAGACACUGGACAGCACCGAUAGUAUGGACGCAAGGAGGAUGGACAUGAUCUAUACAAUUGAAGACACCCCACCCUGGUACCUGUGUGUGUUCUUGGGCUUACAGCACUACUUGACGUGUUUCAGUGGCACUAUUGCUGUGCCGUUCCUCCUCACUGAGGCAAUGUGCGUCGGUUUCGAUCAGUGGGCCACCAGUCAGCUCAUUGGGACCAUCUUCUUCUGUGUGGGGAUCACCACCCUUCUACAGACCACACUGGGCUGCAGAUUGCCUUUGUUCCAGGCCAGCGCUUUUGCCUUCCUCGCACCAGCUAGAGCCAUCCUGUCACUGGACAAAUGGAAGUGUAAUACCACAGAGGUUCCAGUAUUCAACAGCACAGAGCUCCUCAACACAGAGCACAUCUGGCACCCCAGGAUACGAGAGAUCCAAGGGGCUAUCAUCGUGUCGUCUAUGGUCGAGGUAUGUAUCGGAGCGCUGGGUCUGCCCGGGAUCCUGCUGAAGUACAUCGGACCUCUGACCAUCACUCCCACCGUAACCCUUAUCGGCCUGUCUGGUUUCCAGGCUGCGGGAGAGAGGGCUGGAAAACACUGGGGUAUUGCUAUGUUGACUAUCUUCUUGGUGCUGCUCUUCUCUCAAUAUGCCAGAAACGUUCACUUCCCUCUCCCGGUCUACAAAGCCAAGAAAGGCUGGACUUCCUACAGGCUGCAGAUCUUCAAAAUGUUUCCUAUAAUCAUGGCCAUCCUGGUGUCAUGGCUGCUGUGUUUCAUUUUCACUGUGACUGACGUUUUCCCGCCGGAGGUAGGCAAGUAUGGCUACCACGCCCGCACAGACGCACGUCAAGGAAUCCUUGCAGCUGCACCUUGGUUUAAGAUCCCAUAUCCCUUCCAGUGGGGCUUUCCUACUGUAACAGCUGCAGGUGUGAUCGGCAUGAUGAGUGCAGUGGUGGCCAGCAUCAUCGAAUCGAUUGGAGAUUACUACGCCUGUGCACGACUCUCUUGUGCUCCUCCACCUCCCAUCCAUGCCAUUAAUAGGGGGAUAUUUGUAGAGGGUAUUUCCUGUGUGCUGGAUGGUCUUUUCGGGACAGGAAAUGGCUCCACCUCCUCCAGUCCAAAUAUAGGCGUCCUGGGAAUUACAAAGGUGGGCAGCAGACGUGUUAUUCAGUAUGGAGCCGCCAUGAUGCUGCUGUUGGGGCUCGUGGGUAAAUUCAGUGCCCUGUUUGCCUCUCUGCCUGACCCUGUCCUGGGAGCUCUGUUCUGCACCCUGUUUGGCAUGAUCACAGCGGUGGGACUCUCCAACCUGCAGUUUGUUGACCUCAACUCCUCCAGGAACCUCUUUGUUUUGGGUUUCUCCAUCUUCUUCGGUCUGAUGCUGCCGAGCUACCUUAAACAGAACCCGCUGGUCACCGGCAUAGUUGGGAUUGACCAAGUGUUGAACGUGCUCCUCACCACUGCCAUGUUUGUCGGAGGCUGUGUCGCCUUCAUUUUAGACAAUACUAUCCCUGGCACCCCUGACGAACGAGGCAUCGGGAAGCUGAAACGUGGCGUUGGCCUCAGUGCAGCAGAACUGGAAGGGAUGAGAUCGUAUGAUCUGCCGUUUGGAAUGGACGUUAUCCGCAAAUACCCCAUCUUCAAGUACAUCCCUAUCAGCCCCACUUUCCAAGGCUACCAGUGGGGGAGAAUACGGGAAGCCUGCAAGAGCAGAAAAGGACAUGGGGAUGCGGUGAAGGGGGGAGGAGUGGGCGCGGAGGGAGGCACAGCACUGGGGGAGAGUCGGGUAUAGCAAACGGGCUGAUGAAGCAAAAUCUUAAAUGUUGCUGCAAUGUGGGGAACAAGGGAUGGUACACUAAAACGAUGGGACUGUGGAGGACAGAAGCGGUGGAUGAUUCGGGAUUGUGUGGGAAAAAAAUGGAUGCACCAACCCCCUCGUCAGUAUGCAUUUUCUUUAGCUUGUGUCAGUCUUUUCCCACUUCCCACUAUGCUAUUUUAGGCAUGUUAUAGCAAGUCACAGCAUGCUAUAAAAGAUGUUGCCAUGCGGAGGUUAGUUGGUGUGUGUCCAUGUGGGUAUGCAACAAGAGAAUUCACAGGUUUGUGCAAACAUUUAUUUGCACUUUAAUCCAGGAAGAGACAGAUGGACAUUAAACUAUCGAAGAUGACUGCCCAAUUCCAUAAAACAUAUUCUGCAUAGUAGAUUUGAUUUUGUCAGUUGAGGAUUAUGCAAAUUCUGUUAGAAUAACUUUCCUCUAAACUCAUUAUGCAACCA
Molecule: messenger RNA, 2984 nt
Organism: Perca flavescens (yellow perch)
Lineage: Eukaryota; Metazoa; Chordata; Actinopteri; Perciformes; Percidae
Gene: slc23a2
Product: solute carrier family 23 member 2
Exons: 16
Coding region: 357-2504 (715 amino acids)
Biological process (GO): transmembrane transport
Cellular component (GO): membrane
Molecular function (GO): transmembrane transporter activity
Source: RefSeq, a predicted model, not a curated record